Molecule: messenger RNA, 1895 nt
Organism: Ornithodoros turicata
Lineage: Eukaryota; Metazoa; Arthropoda; Arachnida; Ixodida; Argasidae
Gene: Septin1
Product: septin-1-like
Exons: 9
Coding region: 164-1276 (370 amino acids)
Biological process (GO): cytoskeleton-dependent cytokinesis; intracellular protein localization; cell division
Cellular component (GO): synaptic vesicle; septin complex; septin ring
Molecular function (GO): molecular adaptor activity; GTPase activity; GTP binding
Source: RefSeq, a predicted model, not a curated record
CGGCGGUUACACCCGAUGUGUCAUGGCGCUUUGUACGAAUACCUUCCGGUUGUUUUGACUUCGCAGCAGUUAUUUUGUAUCGCAGUUUCAGUGUCCUAAGGACUAGUUUUUACCUCUGCCUCUCCACGUUUGCAUUGUAACUAUUGAGUAGUAAAGCUUCAGAAUGUCUGCAGAGUCGAGAACAUUCGCUAAUCCAGAGGUUCCUGGUUACGUUGGUUUUGCAAAUCUUCCAAAUCAAGUGCAUAGGAAGUCGGUGAAAAAAGGCUUCGAAUUCACCCUCAUGGUCGUAGGCGAAUCUGGUCUGGGAAAGUCGACUCUAGUCAACAGUUUGUUUCUCACCGACCUAUAUCCUGAGCGCCAAAUCCCUGAUGCCAGUGAAAAAAUCAAGCAGACCGUGACACUGGACGCAUCAACAGUGGAAAUUGAGGAACGCGGCGUUAAGCUACGGCUCACGGUUGUUGACACGCCCGGAUACGGUGAUGCAAUAGACAAUUCAAACUGUUUCAACUCCAUCAUCGAGUACAUCGACGACCAGUUCGAACGCUUUUUGUGCGACGAAAGUGGCCUCAACAGAAGGAACAUCAACGACAAUAGAGUGCACUGCUGUUUCUAUUUCAUAUCGCCGUUUGGUCACGGUCUGAAGCCCCUGGAUAUUCAGUUUAUGAAGAUGCUUCACAACAAAGUAAACAUUGUGCCUGUCGUUGCCAAGGCCGACGCUCUCACAAAAAAGGAGGUCCUACGCCUUAAGCAAAAGAUAAUGUCCCAGAUUGAUGAACACAAGAUCAAAAUCUACACGCUUCCAGAGUGCGACUCCGAUGAAGAUGAAGAUUACAAGGAGCAAGUAAAGCAGCUUAAGGAGGCCGUGCCCUUUGCUGUCAGUUCGUCGGUGCAGCUGAUUGAAGUGAAAGGCCGCAAGGUACGAGGAAGGCUGUAUCCGUGGGGAGUGGUAGAAGUGGAAAACCCGGAGCACGGAGACUUCAUUAAGCUCCGAACCAUGCUAAUCACCCACAUGCAAGACCUUCAGGAGGUGACUCAAGAACUCCACUACGAAAACUAUCGUUCCGAAAGACUGGUUGGAGGUACACCGCCGUCGAAGAAGCCGACCAUCUCCGUGCCGGAAGAAAACCUGACAGAGAAAGAUAGAAUUCUGCAAGAGAAGGAAGCCGAGCUGAAACGUAUGCAGGAAAUGCUGAAGAAGAUGCAAGAGCAGAUGCAGCAGCAGAACUCCGCAAGUGCCAACGGCACAGCCGGACCAGAAACACAGACAAAGGUGUGAAUCUCCAGAGACAAUUCCACAACGUGCCUUCGCGACAGCCUUUUAUGUGUUUUUAGCAGGCUCGCAUUUCUUAAAUUGUGUACGCAGGUAAACAUGUUCCUGUUCCGUGUUGUAUGAUGAAGAUAAAAGAUGCGUGAAAUUUUUUAAAUACUCUUAAUCUAAUGAAGAUCACGUUAUGUGUUGUCCAAAAUAUUGCAAAGUGCCUGCAAACACGUUCUCUGUUGCAUCAGUUUUGAGAUGCAAUGCUCCAUUUGUACUCUGUUCAGUCUAGUCUGUUUUAUUUGAAUAUGUUUCAUUUCAUUUCUUACUAAGCAAAAUAAAUAAAAUUUAGUUUGAAAUAUUGCUACCAGUCAUGUUACACAUGGUAGCAGUUGGCUUUAGUUACUUUUAACAUGUUUCGUGAGCAUGAUUGAUGAUGUGAUGCUGAUUUGCUCGAUGUUGCUUAUAUGAACGUAUCAAAAAUAAUAGUGCCAUUAUGUUACGCUAUGCAUCUCCGUUAAAUUUAUCGCAAAGUUUUGUAUCCAGUUUACUUCCCAGUACUUAUCAGUUGAAUGUGCCAUUUUUUUCUACAUCCAUGUUGUGAAAGUUUUUUUUCAAAUAAAGGUUGAUUGUCACAUCA